Molecule: messenger RNA, 1257 nt
Organism: Gopherus evgoodei (Goodes thornscrub tortoise)
Lineage: Eukaryota; Metazoa; Chordata; Testudines; Testudinidae
Gene: CPO
Product: carboxypeptidase O
Exons: 12
Biological process (GO): proteolysis
Molecular function (GO): zinc ion binding; metallocarboxypeptidase activity
Source: RefSeq, a predicted model, not a curated record
AUGGCUAUUGGGCCUGAUGCUGAUCUCAAGGAAACGGAUAAACAUUUUCAGAAGCCGGAUUUGUGGAAGCCACUGCUGCCUGAAGACAUCCAGGCUGGAGAAGAACUGCAUGUCAGGGUUCCAGCCUCCAGUUUACAGGAGCUGAAAGGCAGCUUAAAUCAGCAUUUGAUAUCUUAUGAGGUCCUAAUACGUGAUGUACAAGAACAGCUGGACAGUAGCAUGCCAAGGAAGGGCGGCAGUCACUGGAGGGUUCCAGAGGGCUAGUCCUACACUGUAUAUCAUCCAAUGGAAGAGAUUUAUCACUGGAUGUACCAGAUAAAGGAGAGCAGCAGUGAGUUGGUGACACAGCAUUAUCUAGGAAUGACAUAUGAGAGCCGGCCAAUGUAUUAUCUGAAGAUAGGUCAACCAUCAAAUAAGGCUAAGAAAAUUAUUUGGAUGGACUGUGGGAUUCAUGCCAGAGAAUGGAUUUCUCCUGCCUUUUGCCAGUCUUUUAUGAAAGAAAUUUUGUAGAAUUACAAAACUGACCCAAAGAUAAAAAGCUUCCUGCAGAACUUAGACGUAUAUAUCCUGCCAGUUCGCAAUAUCGAUGGUUAUAUCUAUUCCUGGACAACAGAACGUCUGUGGAAAAAAUCCCGCUCUGCACUUGUAAAUGGCACGUGCUUUGGGACAGAUCUUAACUGUAACUUCAAUGGCUCCUGGGGCAGAGGGUAUUGGUGCAUGCAUAACUGCAGCAGCCUCACUUUCUGUGGAACAGGGCCAGAAUCAGAACCCGAGACUAAAGCUGUGGCCAGAUUUAUAGAAAAAAGGAAAAGCGAUGUUUUGUACUUCUUGACUAUCCACUCUUAUGGACAGUACAUUCUCACUCUCUAUGGUUACAAAACCGAUUUGGCAAGUAACCACCAGGAUUUGGUGGAAGCUGCAGAGAAAGCAGAAGUCACACUGAAGGAAAAGCAUGGGACCAAUUUUACAGUGGGACCGACUUCUUUGGUUUUGUACAAGAACUCUAGCUCCUUGCGGGACUGGGCUCACAUGAUUGGCAUUCCAUUUUUCUACACAUUUGAACUGAGAGACAAGGGUGCCUAUGGAUUUAUUCUACUGCCAGACCAGAUCCAGCCCACAUGUGAUGAGACUACCACAGCUGUGAUGACCAUCAUAGAAUAUGUAAAUCAGAAGUAUUUCCCAAACAGUGCAGUGGCAGUGACCUCUGGCAGCCUGUGGUUAUGGCUCAUUGUCCUAUUCACUCGGACCCUGUCCUAA